AUUGCUGAGAUUUGGCAAACUCUUCACCCAAAGUUUGAUGAACUUCUGGGCAUAGCCAGAGGUUCCAGUGUCGUCCUUUUGGAGCGAACGGGGAAGAAGAGUGGAUUCAGAGACAAAGAUGUAUGCGGCUUCUGUCCUUAAAGUCACUACUGUGUAGAAGGAGGACCAGAGAAACUGAACUUGGUUGUUAACACGAGUGCUGUUGUGAACAAAGAGAUCCAACAAGCGGGGAAGGAUGCCAUUUAUUACAGAGAUGCUGGCAGGUACCUGUGUGAUUUUGUGUAUUACUGCUCACUGUAUCACGGUCAGAGGAGAGCGGCACUCAUCCACAUGCCCUCAUCUGGCAGCCUGACCUCGGCUGACAGAAUGGUUCCUCUGCUGCAGACCCUCAUUCACACGAUGCUGUCCCAGCUGGAGGACCCUUUAGAAACGGCAUGA
Molecule: messenger RNA, 438 nt
Organism: Cyclopterus lumpus (lumpfish)
Lineage: Eukaryota; Metazoa; Chordata; Actinopteri; Perciformes; Cyclopteridae
Gene: pgpep1l
Product: pyroglutamyl-peptidase I like
Exons: 3
Biological process (GO): proteolysis
Source: RefSeq, a predicted model, not a curated record